AAAAUGAUUCUGAAUAUUACUAUGAGAUGAUGGAAGAUGAUUUUGAAUAUUAUUGCAAUAAUGAUUUUAACUUAGAAACUGCAGAAAAUUCAGUAGUCUUAUCUGAAACUCCUUGUUUAACAGAAACUACUAAGUCUAGUAUCUAG
This is a messenger RNA of Scutellospora calospora, 146 nucleotides long. The record is from the annotation of a GenBank genome assembly. Lineage: Eukaryota; Fungi; Glomeromycota; Glomeromycetes; Diversisporales; Gigasporaceae.